Messenger RNA from Eremothecium sinecaudum, 1464 nucleotides. RefSeq names its product DNA-binding transcription repressor ASH1 (gene ASH1). Gene Ontology annotation, molecular function: zinc ion binding; sequence-specific DNA binding. The record is from RefSeq and is a predicted model, not a curated record. Gene Ontology annotation, biological process: regulation of DNA-templated transcription. The transcript has a single exon. Bases 1 to 1464 code for a protein of 487 amino acids. Lineage: Eukaryota; Fungi; Ascomycota; Saccharomycetes; Saccharomycetales; Saccharomycetaceae.
AUGCCUCCAGCUCCACCAUCAUCAUCGUCAUCGGUUACCAGCUCAUACUCUGCAGGUUCAGAAAGAAGUAGAAAACGGUCAUUUGAAGAAUUGAUUCUUCCCCCUCUUCAAUUGAGCGCAGGCGCUCCCCCUUCGAAGCAAGAAUCUCCAUACUUUUUUGACUAUAGUGCUAAGAUAAAAAGAGCAAGGACGACUUCUCCAUCGCCAAGAGGUUUGCACGAAAUAACUCCAACAACAUCACCAGCCGCCCAGCAUGCUAAUAUUGUUUCAUUAUCUUCUGAGUUUUCGUCUAUAUUUUCGUCGCCAUUAUUCAAUGCCAAUACACCCAGCAUCAGCUUACCUCCAUUGAAGCACUUGCGGUUGCUUCCGCAUCCAAGUAAGCAAACAUUUUCAUCACGAUUCCCAGAUACCUGUGAGCGGACACAACAAUGGCGUGACAGAUUAGAGUAUUGGUGCAAGGAAGCGGAGCGGGCACGCUACAAAGACAUAGCGACACAAGUUUCCGAGCCUGUUGUGAAAGAUUUGCAGAUGUUGGCAAGUGCUGCAUAUGUUUCAUCAAUAGUCUCAGCCAAAGACCACUUUUAUGAAUUGUCCAACACAUCUGUGAAAGAAAACAUAGCCAUAACACCACCACUUAGUCCCAAAACUUCUCCACGAGAUCCAGAGGGGAAUGUGCCAUUGAUUAAAUUUAGCACAGCUAUCAGUGAGAAGCUCGUCCAAACAAUUAGGGAAAAACGUAUAUCUCGCGCACCACAUAAAAAAACCAACAGUUGCCAGGCCAGAGAGCUGAAGAAACUAUUAGAAUCUAGAUCUAUGUUCCGAAGCACUUCCCACUCUCCCAAGAGAGUGGAGAAACCAAGAAAAGGGCAUCAAAUUGUCGCCAAGUCCCCAGUUACACAGCAAUUCGUGAACGAUGGCGUAAAAACUGAUACCAUCUGCCCUGUUCAGAAAAAAACGCCGACAACGGCUGCACCACCUCACGACUCCCUCAAAGUACCUUAUGUCACUCCUACAGACCCAUGGCCCACUUCACUUCCUGUAGAAAACUCUCCCUCCAUUAGAAAGUCUAAAGACCUUAGUACCUCGAUCUGCAAUAUAAUCCCAGUGGAUACUGGGAACACCACGGUCACCCCGGCCCGCCCCGCUUCCCCUCCCAUGAGCAGUAAAUCCUCGGCAAGGCGUCCUUCUGUGAGAAAAUGCCUCUCAUGCCAAUGCACCGACUCUCCAUGCUGGCGGCCCUCCUGGUCAGAUAGAAAACAGGAUCAACUAUGUAAUUCCUGUGGCCUUCGAUACAAAAAAACUCAAACGAGAUGUGUCAAUCCAACAUGUCUAAAGAUCCCUAGCAAGGGAGAAUUGGCUCUAAUGAAAGCCAAUCCAAAAGUUACCCAAGUAAAAGAUGAUGGUACUCUUAUGGAGUGUCUUCGUUGCUUAUAUUGUAAUAACGUUACAGAAACCAAAGAAUAA